AUGGAUAUGCCUCAUUGUUCUAAAAUUUCUUUAGGCUUGGUGUAGUUUACAUUUGUUGACAACGUUAUGUAGCAUUUCAGGCAAUCAAGAACUCUCCAGACUGUCUAGAACCACUGGUGUUACGAAUUCUACCUCCAAUUAGAUCUGUGCUGGAAAAGCCUCUGUUACAGCCUACUGGUUUAGUUGCUGGCUCUCUGGACCUUCUGAUCAUGCUAUUGAAAAAUUCUCCUGCAGACGUGGUAAAAGCAAUCUUUGAUGCUUGCUUCAACCUUGUAAUUGAAAUUGUCCUUCAAAGUGAUGAUCAUGCAGAACUGCAGAAUGCAACAGAAUGUUUGGCUUCCUUCAUCUCUGGAGGCAAACAAGAUUUGUUAGUAUGGGCUGGUGACUCAGGUCUUGUAAUGAAAGGUUUACUAGAUGCUGCUUCUAGGCUCCUUGAUCCAGAUAUGGAAAGUUCGGGAUCACUUUUUGUGGCUAGCUACAUUUUGCAACUUAUCCUACACUUGCCAUCACAGAUGUCUUUGCACAUCCAUGAGCUUGUUGCUUCUGUUGUUCGCCGAAUGCAAUCAUGUGAAGUAUUUGGGCUGAGAAGUUCUUUGAUUCUUAUUCUUGCUAGACUGGUACAUAGCAGUACCCCAGAUGUCAAUCAGUUUAUCAAUCUAAUGCUUUCUACUCCUGCUAAAGGUUUUGAGAAUGCACUGGUUUAUGUGAUGCCAGAAUGGACUAAACUGCAAGGUGAAAUUCAAGGAGCCUAUCAAAUUAAGGUAACUACAUCUGCAUUGGCUCUGUUACUCUCAACACGGCAUGCAGAGUUAUCUAAAAUCAAUGUCCAAGGAGAUCUAGUCAAGUCUAAUGCAGGCAUAACUACACGAUCGAAAGCUAAAUUAGCUCCUGAGAUGUGGACCAUGAUCCCACUCCCUGCAAAGAUCUUUGCGCUGUUAUCUGAUGCACUAAUUGAAAUUCAAGAACAAGGCUUGGAUGAUGAGGAUGAGGAUAGUGAGUGGGACGAAGUUUCCAACGAUGAAAAUGGUGGUGUGCAAGAUAUACUUCAUCCAAUGGCAGUACCAUCAUCUGUUAAUCCCUCAGUUGAACAUCUUGAUGCCUUGGCGAAGGCAUUUGAUGAUGAUGAUGAUAAUGAUGAUGAAUAUGAUAACGAACUUACUAAAGUUGAUCCACUAAAUGAGCAGAUCAAACUAGCUGAUUUUUUGACAAAUUAUUUUGUCAACAUGUAUAGUACGGACCAAUCACUUUUUGAUUAUCUUUUCCAGAGUCUGGCAGAUGUACAGAAAUCUGUAGUUGGAAAUGUUAUAAACAAGUAGCUUGAGUUGAGAUUUAUUCAUUUGUUCUGGUUCAUUAGUUGAGGAAGAGGUGCCAGCCAAAGUGUUUAAGUGUGGCGGAUGUGGUUGUAACACAGUUUUGAAUGUGACUAUAGAGAACUCAGUAAUUGCUAGAUA
This is a messenger RNA of Zingiber officinale, 1451 nucleotides long. Its product is annotated as importin-9-like. Bases 210 to 1316 code for a protein of 368 amino acids. The record is from RefSeq and is a predicted model, not a curated record. Lineage: Eukaryota; Viridiplantae; Streptophyta; Magnoliopsida; Zingiberales; Zingiberaceae. Gene Ontology annotation, cellular component: nuclear envelope; cytosol. Gene Ontology annotation, biological process: protein import into nucleus. The transcript is spliced from 13 exons.